AUGAGUACAAAGAAACAAAAAAGAGAAUCAACAUUUGAUAAGAAGAGAAAGUUUGAAGAUGACUCUACUUCUGUAGUUGCUGCAGCUGAAACAAGUGCUGUUACUUCUAAAGCAAUCAAAAUAGAGCCAGUAGAUUUAAUUAGAUCGCUAGAGAAAGAAGUACUCGAAUCAUUGGAUAAUACAAAUAAGAUAAUUGAAAUCAUUGCUAUUUGUAAUAAAGAAGAGAACAUUCAAAACUUGGAGAUUAUAUUCCAAACUAUUAAAUCGUUGGAACGUAUUUUCAUUCAAAGAUUAGAUUCAUCAAACGAUUUACUAUGUCAAUACUUUAUUGAAGAGUUAAAUAAUCUAAAUAAUAAUAAUACAAAAGAGAAUACUGAUAAUAAGAAAAAGAUAAAUAAUAAUAGUAAAACAGCAACAAAAAAGAAUAGCAAUAAGAGUGACGAUAAGAAUGUAGAUGCUUUCAAAUUAUAUACAAAGUGGAUUUUAGAGAUCUAUCAAUCCUAUUUGAAACUUUUGAGAAGAUUGAUUCGCUAUGAAGAUCCAUCGAUUCAGAUUCCAACGUUGAACAGUCUUUUCGCAAUGUUGACAGUGCAGUCAAAGAUCUUUGGUCAGCAACGUCAGAAACAGGUCGGUGAGAACAAGUCGGUGCCAGCAGGAUUCUACAACCGUUUGGCAGAGCAAUUCGUUCGUGCCAACCUGUUGGAACCACUCAUCUACAACGUUCACCUCAAUUCCAAGUUGAUCGAACACCUCCAAUCGCGAUUCAUUCAGUAUCACGACGUUCAACACUCACUGAUGUCCGCGAUGACCACAAUGAUUCAACGAUCGAGUGUCGAUACUGCCGGUGUCGUCGCCAGUCACUACGAAUUCAAAGAACCGACAUUCACCACCAACAAGUACGUAGAGAACAUCUUUGAUUUGCUCGUCGUCUUUGAGGUGAUGGAGGAGGUGCCAGCCGAGUGGAAGUUCCUCGUUGGUGAACCGAUUGCAUCGAUGAUCAAAGACGUCAAGACAAUGAGAAAGAAGAACAAAGAGAAGAGAAGCGAUGCCACUCUACCAACUGCCACGGAAUUCACCGAGCAACAAGAUUAUUGGAUUAAAGUAACAACCAUCUCAUCAUACAAACAGAUCUUUGGUAAACUUUGGUUAGCAUUCCUUAGUUUACCAUUACCAAAUUCAAUUUAUAAACAUGUUUUACUAGGUUUACCAGAUCAAGUUAUGCCACAUCUUUCAAACCCAACACUUUUAAUGGAUUUCUUCUCAAAGUCAUAUGAUCUAGGUGGAAUUCAUAGUAUUUUAGCAUUGAAUGGUCUUUUUAUUUUGAUUCAUAAAUAUAAUUUAGAGUUUCCAGAUUUCUAUAAAAAGUUAUAUUCAUUGUUCCAACCAGGUAUCAUCUAUGCCAAGUAUCGUAGUAAAUUCUUUAAUUUGGCAGAGUUGUUUUUGAGUAGCAACUAUCUUCCAAACUACUUGGUUGCUGCCUUCCUAAAGAGAGCUAGCUAUCUAUGUUUGAUCACUCCGCCUUUCGGUAGUUUAAUUCUAUUGCCAUUGAUAUUCACACUUCUCCAAAGACAUCCAAACUGUCAUUCACUCAUUAACAAUAUCACUGCUACCGCUAAAUCAAAUACUUUCAAUUCAAAAUCAGGAUUGUUAAUUGAAUCCGAUAGAAAGAAACAAGUUACAGCAUUAUAUGGUGAAGAUCCUUAUUUGCCAAUGGAAGCCGAUCCAGCCAAGUGCAAUGCACUCAAGAGUUCACUUUGGGAGAUACAGUUAUUGCGUCAACACUACUUCCCAGAGAUUAGAAAGUUAGCAACACUCUUUGAUGCCGGACUCAAAGGAACUGUUAGCAGCUCUGACUUUGCAUCGAGCACCUACCAAUCGUUAUUCGAAAGCACCGCAAAGAAGACUGGAUCAGUACCUUUGGAAUUCAAUAACUUUGAACAUCUAAUCACCGAUAAGAAAGAUGGUUUCGAUGCUCUUUGGAAAUUCUAA
Molecule: messenger RNA, 1989 nt
Organism: Heterostelium album PN500
Lineage: Eukaryota; Evosea; Eumycetozoa; Acytosteliales; Acytosteliaceae
Product: nucleolar complex associated 4
Exons: 5
Coding region: 1-1989 (662 amino acids)
Biological process (GO): ribosome biogenesis
Cellular component (GO): nucleolus; small-subunit processome; Noc4p-Nop14p complex
Source: RefSeq, a predicted model, not a curated record